Perca fluviatilis (European perch) is the source of this 1921-nucleotide messenger RNA. RefSeq names its product protein-serine O-palmitoleoyltransferase porcupine-like. Gene Ontology annotation, molecular function: palmitoleoyltransferase activity; Wnt-protein binding. Gene Ontology annotation, biological process: protein palmitoylation; Wnt protein secretion; canonical Wnt signaling pathway. The transcript is spliced from 14 exons. NCBI's taxonomy places the organism in Eukaryota, Metazoa, Chordata, Actinopteri, Perciformes, Percidae. Gene Ontology annotation, cellular component: membrane; endoplasmic reticulum. The record is from RefSeq and is a predicted model, not a curated record. The coding region runs from base 116 to 1468 and encodes 450 amino acids.
AGAAGGAGGAGAAGAAGAAGAAGAAGCAGUAUCAUCAUCAUCAUCAUCAUCUGUGUCUGUGGUAUAGCAUGACUUUGCAGUGAGCUGCCGCCUCUUCUACCCCGCCCCCCCGAGCAUGGACCUGUCCCAGCGGUUGCAGGUGUGGCAGCAGCUGGCAGCCAGCUGUGGGCUGAGCACGGUGCAGCAGGGCGUCCAGCAGCUGUGGAGGCUGCUGCUGCUCUGCCUCGUCUGCAGACUCUUCUUCAGACUGGGAGGCGUGUCCACUGUGAAGCAUGUGGUGUCCGUGCUGGCCGGGAUGUGCGCCCUCUUCCUGUUCUUUGAGCAGCACAUGCUGUGGGUGCUGCUGCUCAGUGCGCUGUGUUACCUGGCUCUGCUCCUCAGCCCACGCUCCGGCAGCAGGGGCCUCUUCCUCUCGGCUCUCAUCCUCGCCUACCUGCUGGUUGGAGAGUUGCAUUUAAUUGACAUGGUGACCUGGCAUAAAAUAAGAGGCUCUCAGAUGGUGGUGGCCAUGAAGGCCAUCUCUCUAGCCUUUGACCUGGACAGAGGCGCGGUGGGCAGCCUGCCCUCCCCAGCUGAGUUCCUGGGCUAUGUUCUCUUUGUGGGCACAGUUGUCUUCGGUCCUUGGAUCAGCUUCUCCACUUAUAAGAACGCCGUUGAGGGCAAAAAGCUGAGCUGGGCGUGGCUGCGCGGCUCCUCCCUCAGCCUCCUGAAGAGCCAGAUCUGUCUGGUGGUCUCCACCUGCGUGGCCCCGUACCUCUUCCCUUUGGUAAUCCCCAUCCACGGAAACACAGUCCCACAGAAGUGGCUGCGUGCGUAUGAGAAUGCGGUGUCCUUCCACUUCAGUAACUACUUUGUGGGUCACCUGAGCGAAGGCACCAGCAUGCUGGCUGGAGCCGGCUUCACGGAAGAAAAGGACCACGUCAAGUGGGAUAUGAGUGUGGUGAAGCCUCUCAGUGUGGAAAUGCCUCGCUCCAUGGUGCUGGUGGUGACGUCCUGGAACGUCCCCAUGUCCCGAUGGCUGAAAACCUAUGCCUUUAAAAACGCCAUGAAACUGGGGACUUUUCCAGCCAUCCUGGUGACGUACACAGCCAGCGCCCUACUGCAUGGUCUGAGCUUUCACCUGGGAGCUGUUCUGCUGUCUUUGGGCUUCAUCACAUAUGUUGAACAUGUUCUGAGAAAGAAGCUGGCCUGUGUGUUGAGUGCGUGUGUCCUGUCCAGGCCCUGCCCCCCCGACUGCAGCCACCAGCACAAGAAGGAGUAUUGGGUGAUGUUGCUGAACCUGGUUUUCAGCCUCCUGGCCAUCUUCCACCUCACCUACCUGGGCUCCAUGUUUGAUCCCGGACUGGAUGAACAGGAAGUGGAAGAGGGUUACACCGCCAUCCACACCAUCCGGAGGUGGUCCGAGCUGAACUGGGCCGGCCACUGGGUGGUGUUGGCCUGCUGGCUCUUCUACCGCCUGAUUCAGUGACGUCGCCGGAGCCGUCGGGGAAAGGCUGGCCGACACCACAGGCUUCCCGACGCCAUGUCAGGAUGUUAUCGGAUGGGGGACCAAGGACCAGGACGUGCUCCAGCUGGAGGACUGCGUCUGUGCUGGGGGGGGGGGGUUGGGGUUAAUGUGUUAAGAAGAGAUGGAUGGUUGUAGAGUGAGAACGAAGAUAUCAUUGGUUGUAGACUUAGUCCCAGGCCAUCUUGGAAUGAACUUUGAUGAUUUUGAUUGCGUUGACCAUGGGAGUCUCUUGAGAAGAUCUGCUAGACCCAGCACAGGCUGUCUGUCACAGGCCAGCCUAGAGCGGGAUCUAUACUUCUGCGUAAAAUCUACGCUGUUGCUACGUACAUAGGUACGUGGAGACACAAACCUACGCCGUAGCCUGACGUGCACCUCUCGAAAAAUGUAACUACAUGUUAGGGCUGGGUACCCAAU